AGCGCGGCGGUCGGGCCGGGGCGAGCGGGGCCGGAGCCGAGGCCGGCGGCGUCCCGCGCGGGUAGGCAGGGCGGACCGAGGCGGGGAGCCCGGCGGUCGGACCUGCCCGGAGGCGGGUGCGGAGGAGCAGCCCGGCCGAACCGAAGCCGCAGGAGCCAGCCGGUUUGUUGGCCAAGGAGCGGCCGCCAGGCCGGGCGACCGGGCGACGGGUACGCGAGCCGGGAACCCGUUUCAUGGGGGCGGAGGCGAGGCCGGCCCCGGAGCCUGGAUGAGGACGAGCGGAGCAGAACCCACUCAGGAAACGGCCUCCCGAAGCAGGCCGAACCCGGGCUGGGCCUGAGCCCCGGGCGGCAAGGCGCAGGAGCCGGCGCGCCUGCAGGAAGGGGAAGGGGACGAGGUUUCCAGCGGGUCUCUCUGCUUUGUGGUGGUUGCUACCAUUUUAAAGGUAGAAAGCAUUCAUUUCAGGUGUGCUCUGAUUUUUUUUGUUUUUUUUUUUUGUUUUUUUUUUUUGGUGCGAUUGGCUCAUUUAAGAAUCUCAAAACCUUUCAUGCGAAAGCUUUUUUGUUUUUUUAAAGGAAAUUCGUAAUCUUGGUUCCCAGGGUCGCACUGGACUUGGAAGUAAUGCUGUUGUGUACAUACUAUUGUAUGGUUUAAUUUAUUUAUUUUUUUUUUUACUGUGCAAAUCAGCUGGAAGAUUUUUUUCAGGUGCCAAUUCGGAUUUAUUCGUCCUUUUUGUUGUUGUUCCCCCAAAUAUAUCUGUUGUCGUUUUAAGCGUUGGAGACCAGAGAAUUUCCCCCCGUUGGAGCUUGAGGCUCUCUUGCCAACAGAAGGACAGCUGGGAAAACUGAACUAAAAGGAUGGUUUUUAUCUGUCUUUUGCAGUAAGACUGAUAUUUUGAAGGCAUACUCUUUCUGUGAUUCAUUUUUUUAGCCCGUAGCGCUAACCUUGAAGAGAUUUGUGGUUGGGUUUUGGUUUCUAAGGUCAUCGUUUUUCCUUUUUCUUUCGUUUUUCUUUUCAAGAGGGGGGAGGGGAAAAGGGGGCUAAGAAAGGAGACCAUGUUAAGUGGUACAAGUAGAAUGGAGCUUCAGUUACCAGGAUCCUGAGAACUGGAGGAAAGGAUUCAGUGUCCAAGUUGGGGAGCCCUCCUCUCACCUUUCUUAAAAAUUGCAAGGAUUCAAUCCUGAUCAAGACGUCAAAACUACAGGACUCUGAAACCGUGGAGACACCGAGAAACCAUGAGUGUAAGGUUACCGCAGAGUAUAGACAGAUCAGCCAGUAAAAAGCAGUCUCACCUGUCCAGCCCCAUUGCAGCCUGGUUAAGUAGCCUGUCUCUGGGCGAUUCAACACCCGAACGCAACUCCCCUUCCCACCACCGCCAGCCCUCUGAUGCGUCUGAGACAGCAGGUCUCGUCCAACGCUGUGUCAUCGUCCAGAGGGACCAGCAUGGCUUCGGCUUCACGGUCAGCGGGGACCGCGUCGUCCUGGUGCAGUCUGUGCGGCCAGGAGGCGCAGCCAUGAAAGCCGGUGUGAAAGAGGGCGACCGGAUCAUCAAAGUGAACGGCACCAUGGUGACCAACAGCUCACACCUGGAGGUGGUGAAGCUCAUCAAAUCCGGCGCCUAUGUUGCACUGACGCUCCUGGGCUCUGCACCCUCAUCCGUUGGUGUCUCUGGGCUCCAGCAGGACCCAUCCCCGGCGGGAGCUCCCCGAGCCAUCCCUGUGAUGCCCCCGCCACCGCCUCCCCCUCUGCCACCUCCACAGCGCAUCACAGGACCCAGGCCUCUGCAGGAUCCCGAAUUUCAAAAACACGCCACCCAGAUCCUCAGGAAUAUGCUGAGGCAGGAGGAACGGGAGUUACAGCGUAUCUGUGAGGUGCACAGCCGGAACCCCGGCAGCCAGCUAGAAGAGCAGAUCGAAGGUGCCCGGCGGCGAGUCACUCAGUUACAGCUGAAGAUGCAGCGGGAGACUGGUGGCUCAGCGGACGCCCUACUGUAUGGUGACAGCAGUCAGAAGUCAUCAGAAGGCCGACUGUCUCUGGAUUCCCAGGAUGGGGACAGCAGCUUGGACUCGGGGACAGAACGCUUUCCUCCCCUCAGUGAGUCACUGACGAAUCGGAACUCAGUGCUGUCCGACCCUGGACUAGACAGUCCUCGGACCUCCCCUGUGACCAUGGCCAAGGUGGCCCAGCACCACAGGUGGCAGGGCUCAGAUGCACCCGGCACCCCCACCAGCGACCCGGGUACAGAUCAAAGUCCAAAGCCUCUCAUUAUUGGCCCAGAGGAAGAUUAUGACCCGGGUUAUUUCAACAACGAGAGCGACAUCAUAUUCCAGGACCUGGAGAAACUGAAGUCACGGCCAGCUCACCUGGGGGUUUUUCUGCGUUACAUCUUCUCUCAGGCCGACCCCAGCCCGCUGCUUUUUUACUUGUGUGUGGAGGUUUAUCAGCAGACAAACCCCAAGGACGCCCGGAACUUGGGGAAAGACAUCUGGAGUAUUUUCCUAGAGAAAAAUGCGCCACUGAGAGUGAAGAUCCCAGAGACGUUACAAGCUGAAAUCGACUCACGCCUGCGGGGCAGCGAGGACAUCCGUGGCGUCCUCUGUGAGGCUCAGGACGCGGCCAUGCCGGAGAUCCAGGAGCAGAUCCAGGACUACAGAACAAAGCGCACUCUGGGACUGGGCAGCCUGUACGGUGACAAUGACCUGCUGGACCUGGACGGGGACCCUCUCCGGGAGCGCCAAGUAGCCGAGAAGCAGCUGGCCGCCCUGGGAGACAUCCUGUCCAAAUAUGAGGAAGACAGAAGCGCCCCCAUGGACUUCGCCCUCAGCACGUACAUGAGCCACACCGGGAUCCGGCUUCGAGACGCACGGCCUUCCAGCACGGCCGAAAAGGCCCCGUCUGCUCCUGACAAGGACAAGUGGCUACCCUUCUUCCCAAAGACCAAGAAGCAGAGCAGCAAUUCCAAGAAAGAAAAGGAUGCCUUGGAGGACAAGAAGCGAAACCCCAUCCUCAAAUACAUCGGGAAACCGAAAAGCUCAUCCCAAAGCACAUUUCAUAUUCCCUUGUCCCCUGUGGAAGUCAAACCAGGCAACGUAAGGAACAUCAUCCAGCACUUCGAGAACAGCCAGCAGUAUGACGGCCCCGAAGCGGGAACGCAGCGACUCUCGACGGGAAGCUUUCCCGAGGACCUGCUGGAGAGCGACAGCUCGCGCUCAGAGGUGCGCCUGGGCCGCUCCGAGAGCCUGAAGGGCCGCGAGGAACUGAAGCGCUCCCGGAAGGCGGAGAACGUGCCCCGCUCCCGCAGUGACGUCGACAUGGACGCUGCCGCAGAGGCCGCCCGCCUCCACCAGUCAGCCUCGUCCUCCGCCUCCAGCCUCUCCACCAGGUCUCUGGAGAACCCAACCCCUCCCUUCACCCCCAAAAUGGGCCGCAGGAGCAUCGAGUCUCCCAACUUGGGGUUCUGCACAGACGUCCUCCUCCCCCACCUCCUCGAGGACGAUCUGGGCCAGCUGUCUGAUCUGGAGCCAGAGCCUGACACCCAGAACUGGCAGCACGCGGUGGGCAGGGACGUGGUGGCCGGGCUAAGCCAGAGGGAGGUCGACCGGCAGGAGGUCAUCAACGAGCUGUUCGUGACGGAGGCGUCCCACCUGCGCACACUCCGGGUGCUGGACCUGGUCUUCUACCAGCGGAUGAGGAAGGAGAGCCUGCUGCCCCGGGAUGAGCUGGCCCAGCUGUUCCCCAACCUGCCCGAGCUCAUAGAAAUCCACAAUUGCUGGUGCGAAGCCAUGAAGAAGCUGCGGGACGAGGGCCCUGUCAUCGGGGAAGUCGGGGACCUCAUGCUGGCUCGGUUUGACGGCCCCGCCCGGGAGGAGCUGCAGCAGGUGGCCGCCCGGUUCUGCUCGUCCCAGUCCGUGGCCCUGGACCUGGUCAAGGCCAGGCAGCGCAAGGACAGCCGGCUCCAGCUGUUUAUGCAGGAGGCCGAGAGCCACCCUCAGUGCCGGCGGCUGCAGCUGCGAGACCUCAUCGUCUCCGAGAUGCAACGGCUGACCAAGUACCCACUGCUGCUGGAGAGCAUCAUCAGGCACACAGAGGGUGGCACCACUGAGCAUGAGAAGCUGUGCCGGGCCCGGGACCAGUGCCGCGAAAUUCUCAAGUACGUGAACGAAGCGGUGAGGCACACGGAGAACCGGCACCGCGUGGAGGGCUACCAGAAGCGGCUGGACACCACCUCCCUGGACAGGGCCAGCAACCCCCUGGCCGCAGAGUUCAAGAGCCUGGAUCUUACAACCAGAAAGAUGAUCCACGAGGGACCCCUGACCUGGAGGAUCAGCAAGGAUAAGACCUUGGACCUGCACGUGCUGCUGCUGGAGGACCUCCUGGUGCUGCUGCAGAAGCAGGACGAGAAGCUGCUGCUCAAGUGUCACAGCAAGACGGCCGUGGGCUCGGCGGACAGCAAACACACCUUCAGCCCCGUGCUCAAGCUCAACGCCGUGCUCAUCCGCUCGGUGGCCACAGAUAAACGGGCCUUCUUCAUCAUCUGCACCUCCGAGCUGGGCCCACCCCAGAUCUAUGAGCUGGUGGCGUUGACGUCAUCAGACAAGAACACGUGGAUGGAACGGCUAGAAGAGGCCGUGGGGAACGCCACCAGGCGCCCCGGGGCUGCGCCGACGCCCAUCCAGCCCCCGCCCCCAGGCCCCCAGGGGCCAGCCCACCAGAGCCCCAGGCCCAGCAGGGCAGGACUGGAUGACUCAGAAGUGUUCCACAGUGAGCCAGAGCCCGAGGGGCUGCCUGGAGGCACUGGGCCCCAGCAGAGGGCCCAAGGGGAGUGCCCGGCACUGCCAGAGGCCCCCGAGUGUGGCGGCAGCACCGAGGACGAGGAGCCGGGUGCCGGGCCUCCCCCCGCCGCAUCCCUGCAUGGAGCGAGCAGGGGCGGCAGGACCAGGGACCCCAUCGUCCUGCCCCUCCCGGGCCCUCUGUUCAUGGACGGACUCGCUGACGCUGCCCUGGAAGACGUGGAGAACCUGCGUCAGCUGAUCCUGUGUGGCCUGCUGCCGGGUCACCCCAUGGGACCACAGGCUGCCGGGGAGCCCGAGGACGACCUGACACCCACACCUUCCGUCGUCAGCACCACCUCUCACCCCUGGGAUCCAGGCUCCCCCGAGCGAGCUCCCAGUGGGGGUGGAGGGGACGGCACCCAGCUCCCAGGGCCAGAGGGGGCCCCGCCAGAGCAGGAGGAUGUGCCUCCCUGUUCUCUGGGGUACCUGCCCCCAAGAACCAGGAAUUCUGGGAUCUGGGAGACUCCUGAGCUUGACGAGAAUCCCGGGGAAGAGGCUUCGAGCACAGAGGCCGCAGGAAGCUACCAAGUCGUGCGUAGAGCUGAGGGGGCAGGUGGCAAGCCUGUCCCUGCCCCGCCAGAGAGCCGCCCGUCAGAGCCUGAGCCCCGUGACGUGGAAGGCGGAGCAAAGGCUGCGGGGAACUAUUUUUACGUCAGCAUGCCAGCAGGACCCCUGGACUCAAGCAGCGACCCCUCCCAGUCUGACAGCCCCCCUGCCUGGCCCACGGGGUCCGGGCCCCAGCUACGGCGAGGCAGUGGGGAUCGGAGGCGCCCCAGCCACGCGGCCCCCAGCCUGGCCCUCAGGGACGUGGGCAUCAUUUUCCACACCAUUCAGCAGCUCACCCUCAAACUGCACAGGCUUAAGGACAUGGAGCUGGCCCACAGAGAGCUGCUCCGGUCCCUCGGGGGAGAGUCCUCUGGCGGCGCCACACCUGUGGGCAGUUCCCACACAGAGGCGGCUGGGUGGACAGACAGCUUCCUGCCACCUCCAGCGAAGGCGCUCCUGUCCUCUGACUCCAGGGACAGCCACGAGCCGGGGCCCUGCCCUGAGGACGGCCCCAGCUCCCCGCUGGAAGACAGCUCAGCACACGCAGCUACGUCCCCAAGACUCUAACUGUCCAAACCACCAAACCGUUCCUUGGGGCCUGGCCGAAGGCAGGGCGUGGUGGGAGGCCCGCAUGUGGCCUGGGCGUCCGGCCUCCGGUCUUCUCCCGCCGAGGCCCUCCCCCCGAGGCCCAGCGUCCUGGGUCCCCUGCGCAUGCUGACUGCAUCUGGGGCCCUGGCCCCACGGCGCCUGUGCCUGUGGGCGGCUGUGCGCGGGCGCCUCGGACGCGCGGGAAGGGAGGCUUCAGAGUCAGUGCACCUUGUUCCCUUCCCCGUCCCUGCAGGGCCCAGGGCUGGGGGGCGCCUCCACCUCUCCGUCACUUGGGUUCCUGUCAAUAUGUACGUAUGUAUGUGCGUCUUUGCUGUUGUAAAUACCUGUCCCUGGUGCUGGGGCAGCUACAGAAGCGACUGCUAAGGGCACAGGAGGCCCCCCUUGUACCGCCUAGUCACCACCCAGCACUGGGACCAGGGCCCAGGCCCCUGUGGGCCCAGCUGGCACGGGCCCGCCAGGCUCUCCCUCCCCUGGGACGUCUCCUCUGCAGGGGGCUCCUACCCCACCUGUGUCCGCCUUCCCCACGCCCUCCCUACAGAAAACCGGGUAUCAGGUACGGAGCAAACGGCCCCAGGAGCUGGGGGCAGAGGUUGAGUGCUGGACCAUCCCCAGGGGCCACCGCAGCACUGGCCUAUUACUAUGUCCACUGCAGUCCCCAGACUAAUUGAAUAUACACACUGUGCUAGGUGUAUAUAUACAUAUAUAUAAAUAUAUAUAAUAUAUAAAAUAUAGAUAUGGAAAUGACUGUUUUGCUGUUAAAAUAAUGUAUACGCUUUUAUUUUCUUCUUUUCAUGGUUAAGAUUUUUUUUUUGUAAGAAAAGUUAAAUAUUCUUCACCUGUG
Molecule: messenger RNA, 6828 nt
Organism: Hipposideros armiger (great roundleaf bat)
Lineage: Eukaryota; Metazoa; Chordata; Mammalia; Chiroptera; Hipposideridae
Gene: ARHGEF11
Product: Rho guanine nucleotide exchange factor 11
Exons: 43
Coding region: 1236-5945 (1569 amino acids)
Biological process (GO): G protein-coupled receptor signaling pathway
Cellular component (GO): cytoplasm
Molecular function (GO): G protein-coupled receptor binding; guanyl-nucleotide exchange factor activity
Source: RefSeq, a predicted model, not a curated record